CCUCCCAGAAUCGAUCCUUCGGUUACUAUGAUGACAGUUGAAGAGAAGCCCGACGUUACCUACGGUGAUGUGGGCGGAUGUAAGGAGCAGAUUGAGAAGCUUCGUGAGGUCGUCGAACUCCCACUCUUAUCUCCCGAACGAUUUGUGAACCUCGGUAUCGACCCCCCUAAAGGUAUCCUUCUCUACGGCCCCCCGGGGACUGGAAAGACACUCUGCGCACGAGCAGUUGCAAACCGUACCGAUGCUACCUUUAUCCGUGUUAUCGGUUCAGAGCUUGUUCAGAAGUAUGUUGGUGAAGGGGCACGAAUGGUCCGUGAGCUUUUUGAAAUGGCUCGUACCAAAAAGGCUUGCAUUAUCUUUUUCGACGAAGUUGAUGCCAUCGGAGGUGCUCGUUUUGAUGAUGGCGCUGGCGGUGAUAAUGAGGUUCAGAGAACCAUGUUGGAGUUGAUUACCCAGUUGGAUGGUUUCGACCCUAGAGGAAACAUCAAAGUCAUGUUUGCAACCAACCGGCCCAGUACCCUUGAUCCUGCUCUUCUCCGGCCUGGACGUAUUGAUCGAAAGGUGGAGUUCAGUCUGCCAGAUUUGGAAGGGAGGGCAAACGUUUUAAGGAUUCACGCAAAGAGCAUGAGUGUUGAGAGGGACAUUAGAUGGGAAUUAAUCUCCAGACUUUGUCCCAAUAGCACUGGAGCUGAAUUGCGGAGUGUGUGCACUGAAGCCGGAAUGUUCGCUAUCCGGGCCAGGCGAAAGGUAGCGACUGAGAAGGACUUCUUGUCCAGUGUCGAGAAAGUCAUCAAGGGCAAUCUCAAAUUCAACUCCACCGCUACUUAUAUGCAGUAUAAUUAGUUUAGAAGGUAGGUAUCUAGAGUUAGUUCAGGUGCAGAGCCUGAAAUUGUACAGUACUGGAGUCAGAAAAUUUGAGCUAUUAUUAUGAAAAAUA
Molecule: messenger RNA, 937 nt
Organism: Tuber melanosporum (Perigord truffle)
Lineage: Eukaryota; Fungi; Ascomycota; Pezizomycetes; Pezizales; Tuberaceae
Exons: 2
Coding region: 31-843 (270 amino acids)
Biological process (GO): proteasome-mediated ubiquitin-dependent protein catabolic process
Cellular component (GO): proteasome regulatory particle, base subcomplex
Molecular function (GO): ATP hydrolysis activity; ATP binding; proteasome-activating activity
Source: RefSeq, a predicted model, not a curated record